AUGCUGUUCGCUUUCGCGAUUGCCGUCUGCUCAAUCUUGAGCCAGUCAACAGCUACUCCCGUGCUCUCUCGAGAUGGACACCCAACUUCCGUGGUAAACAAAACAAACUGCAACGGAAAGACAUACAUCUAUGAAGAGCUAGCAGGCUGGGGUCUCCUACCGUCCGACGCCCGCGACAAGUUCGGCGACACCAUCGGCGGCAUUGGAAGCGCGAUUGCCCUUGACAAGAAGUCAUGGAAAAGGAAAGACGGCAAGCAGGAAGCCUACACGGGCGUCGUGUACGGCCUUCCCGAUCGUGGUUGGAAUACCGAGGGCACGCAGAACACACAGGGUCGCAUUCAUAAGUUUAGCGUCACUUUGGAUGUUGUAGAUGGUGCUACGGUUGAAAAUCCGGCGAAACCGAACUUUCACGUUGAGUAUCUGGAUACUAUCUUGCUCUUUGGUCCGGAUGGUACACCUACGACAGGUCUUGAUGCGGAUGUCAGUCAGGUGGCAUCCUAUAAAGGCUUCCCUGAUCUACCAGUUGCUAUUUACACUGGCGACGGCUUUGGAGGAGAAGGUCCGGGUGGCAAGAGAGUUUCAAUCGAUGCGGAAGGACUUGUCUUGGGAGAUGACGGCACCUUCUGGGUGAGCGAUGAAUAUGGGCCAUACAUCUAUCAAUUCGACAAACGCGGAAAGAUGGUUCGCGCAAUCCGACCCCCAGAUGCAUUCAUUCCAAUCCGUAAUGGAACUCAAAGUUUCAAUGCGAACUCGCCACCAAUCUAUAACCCCGAUUUGGAAACAUCACCAAAAGAUCCAAAAACAGGAAGGUCAAACAAUCAAGGUCUUGAAGCCCUCACCAGCAGUCCGGAUGGAAAGUAUCUAUACGCUCUUCUGCAGAGCUCUACUAUGCAAGAAGGCGGCGACAAGUCAUCCACCCGCCGCAACACCCGCUUCCUCAAGUAUCGUGUAAAGAAAGACUCCAUCUCCUACGAGGAAGAAUACAUCGUCCAGCUACCACUCACACCAGGCACGGGCAGAGUCGCCAGCCAAUCCGAAAUCCACUACAUCUCCCCAACCCAAUUCCUCGUCCUAUCCCGUGACUCCGGAGCCGGACACGGCCAAGAUGCAUCCGAGUCCAAGUACCGCAAUGCGGACGUCUUCGACAUCUCCAAAGCGACCAACAUCAAGAGCAAGAAGAACGACGCCUUCGAUGGCGCAGUGGUGAGCCGAAAUGGAACCUUGAACGCGGAUAUCAAGCCUGCGGAGUACUGUCCUUGGUUGUCGUACAAUAACAACGACCAACUAGGCCGCUUCGGCGCCCAUAAUGGCGGAGCGCAGGAUGCCGGAUUGUUGAAUGAGAAGUGGGAGUCUUUCGCUCUGGGGCCGGUGGAUAAGAAGUUUGCUACUAAGGGCGAGGGCAAGGAGUACUAUCUCAUAUCGUUCUCUGAUAAUGACUUCAUAACGCAAAACGGAUAUAUCAAUGGAGGGAAGAACAAGUAUGCGGAUGGAUCAGGAUUCAAUCUGGACAAUCAGGUCCUGGUGUUCAAAGUUCGUUUGCCGGAGGGUUCUGAUCCUCUGUGAACGCUGCCAAGUGUAUAGGUUAAGGUGUCCUGGUCUUGCUUGGAUAUAUGGAUAUUAGAGAAAA
Messenger RNA from Aaosphaeria arxii CBS 175.79, 1627 nucleotides. RefSeq lists its product as uncharacterized. Lineage: Eukaryota; Fungi; Ascomycota; Dothideomycetes; Pleosporales. The coding region runs from base 1 to 1563 and encodes 520 amino acids. The transcript has 7 exons. The record is from RefSeq and is a predicted model, not a curated record.